AUGUCGACCGUUAUCCCAACCCUACAACAAUCUCUAUCGGAUACCAAGGCUGAGUAUCGCAGGUUAGGGAAUAGCGGCCUUAGAGUAUCAAUUCCUAUCUUUGGGGCUAUGAGUAUUGGCGACCAAAAGUCAAUGCCAUGGACCAUUGCCGAGGAGGAUGCCCUGCCUUUGUUCAAGGCCGCGUACGACAGGGGUCUAAACACUUGGGACACUGCCAACGCUUACAGCAACGGAUCCUCUGAGAUUAUCAUUGGUAAAGCUCUAGAGAAAUAUCAAAUUCCUCGCGAGAAAGUUGUCAUUCUCACGAAGUGUUUUUGGGGUGUUAGCAAAGCUCUCGAUGAGCUCCACUGGUUGAACAGAGAAUCUUUUGAACGCUCCAAAGACUACCAGAAUCAGUAUGGUCUAUCGCGUACUGCUAUUUUCAAUCAGGUUGAAGCGUCUCUAGAGAGGUUAAACACGCCGUAUAUCGAUCUUUUGCAAAUUCACCGCUUCGAUACGACUACGCCAAUGGAGGAAACUAUGAAAGCUCUUCAUGACCUAGUACAAUCUGGCAAGGUUCGCUAUAUUGGCGCCAGUAGCAUGUACGCGACUCAAUUUGCCCGUCUACAGGCUGUUGCCGAACGCAAUGGCUGGACGAAGUUUAUCAGUAUGCAGAACCAACAUAAUCUGCUUUAUCGAGAAGAGGAACGUGAGAUGCUUCGGUUUUGUGACGAUACCGGAGUAGGUGUGAUCCCCUGGGCUCCCCUUUCACGAGGUAACCUGGCGAGACCUCUUACUCACAAAGGUUCUACACUGAGGAGCCAACUUAGUGGUGAAUCUUUGACAGGCGCGGAUGUUGAGAUCAUCAAGCGAGUGGAAGAGAUUGCGAAUAAGCGUGGCUGGCCGAUGUCUCAGGUCGCUCUUUUGUGGUCUCUGAGACGAGUUGUUAGCCCUAUCAUUGGCUUCAGUAAGGUCGAGAGGAUCGACCAGGCUCUGGGUGUGCGCGGGAAACAAUUGGAUGACGAUGAAAUCAGCUAUCUGGAAGAGCCUUAUCAGCCGAAGCAUUACAUAGCUGCAGAAAGUCUCUAA
Clonostachys byssicola is the source of this 1068-nucleotide messenger RNA. Lineage: Eukaryota; Fungi; Ascomycota; Sordariomycetes; Hypocreales; Bionectriaceae. The record is from the annotation of a GenBank genome assembly.